CCGUCCCCCUUCGUCCCGUCCCCCAGUCCCCGUUCCCGUCCCCUUGCCAGCACUACUGUCACCGAUGAAUGUGAAUCCAUCACUGGUCACCUCUACUUCCUUGGGAACGGCGCUGCCGUCCCCUCUCACAUUAAUUCUGGCCCAGUGUAGAUGAUUUUUUAGCGAUGUCUCCUCCUCCGUGUCAAUGUAUCCUCCACAGAGAUUUCCAAUAUCUUGGAAAAACUUUUUGGACCAUAGAUUCAUGGGUAAUGCUAGUAAUCUGAUGCAGACCCAGUCUCUCGUGAUUUCCUCUGGCCAACAUCUAGUGGUUGGCUUCCACCAAUCCAGAUCUAACUUCAUCUUCUUCCAGGGCCCGUCAGAACAUGCUCUGCCGCUUUUCUCGUCGGAAGUUCAAACAAAAAGUGCCCAUCAUUGAUCGAAAUACAUUGACUUCUAUUGCUGAUUUCUAGGAGUUUACAAGCCCAUCUCCUCACAUCAUUCAAACUGAGAGUUUCUUGUCCUUGCUUUUGGAAUUUUCAGACGAUGCAUCUGCCCAGGAUGUCGUUCUCUUUUUGUGAUGUUUCCCCGAUGAUGUCGAUGCUUUUGGUUGUGUUCUGCGUAUUGGCCGUCUCCGCUGCCUUCAUCAUCCAUCUGCUACAUUUAAUAGCUUGUUUGUUUUAAUCAUGAAAAUGCUGAGCCAUCCCAAUAUAGUUAAUCUUAUUGAGUCCUUGAAUAUGUGGAAGGAAAAUGGGUUUGUGAGGGUGCUGGUCCAGCAGGUGGUCUUGGAGAAAAUAAGGCACGGGCAUACUUGCAUGACACAGUGUCCGGCUUGAUGUAUCUAAAUUCUCAUAGUAUAAUCCAUGGGGAUAUUAAGCCAGACAAUCUUAUAGUUACUGCCUCUGGCAGAGUGAAGAUUGGUGAUUUCAGCGUCAGCCAAGCUUUUGAGGAUGAUGAUGAUUCACUUAGGCGGUCUCCAGGCACUCCUGUUUUUACUGCUCCUGAGUGCUGCUUAGGACUAACAUAUCAUGGAAAAGCUGCUGAUACAUGGGGAGUGGGUGUCACCCUUGACUAUAUGGUGUUGGGAAAAUACCCAUUUCUAGGAGACACACUCCAGGAUACAUAUGACAAGAUAGUAAAUAACCCCAACUCUCUCCCUGACGUUAUGGAUCCUCUGCUGAAGAAUUUGCUCGAGGGCCUUCUCUGUAAAGAUCCGGUACAAAGGAUGAAUCUCCAGAGUGUUUGUGAACAUGAAUGGGUUGUUGGUGAUGAAGGUCCCAUCCCUCGGCAUUUAUGUUGGUGCCAGCGGCAAAAAAUGCUCAAGGAAGUAUCAGAUAGGAAUGCAGAGGAUACUUUCACUUGAUAACUCUUGAACAGAAAGAUGUUCUGUGAGUGAUGGAAUGGUAGCUAGUAUAGAGUUAUACAAGCAAAAUAACAUAGGAUAGUAGAGAAUGAAAGAAUGAAUGGUUGAGUAAAUUCUGAGCUCGAAUAAUCUUUUCAAUCAAAUCCCAUAUCAUGGAAUCAGAUAUUUUCCCAUUAACUAAAUUUUGGAAUAUAAAUCAGUCUUAGCAAGCACUCUAUUUAUUUGAAAACUAAAUAGAUUACUAGAAAAAUUUAUUUGGAGCAUAAGACUUUAUGUGAGAUUCUUUCAACAAUGUAAUUAUUUUGAAUAUUAAGGAGUCAGUUUCGAAUCUUUA
Molecule: messenger RNA, 1673 nt
Organism: Solanum tuberosum (potato)
Lineage: Eukaryota; Viridiplantae; Streptophyta; Magnoliopsida; Solanales; Solanaceae
Product: serine/threonine-protein kinase GRIK2-like
Exons: 8
Coding region: 812-1339 (175 amino acids)
Biological process (GO): protein phosphorylation; intracellular signal transduction
Cellular component (GO): cytoplasm
Molecular function (GO): ATP binding; protein serine/threonine kinase activity
Source: RefSeq, a predicted model, not a curated record